This is a messenger RNA of Leguminivora glycinivorella, 2608 nucleotides long. RefSeq lists its product as uncharacterized. The transcript has a single exon. NCBI's taxonomy places the organism in Eukaryota, Metazoa, Arthropoda, Insecta, Lepidoptera, Tortricidae. The record is from RefSeq and is a predicted model, not a curated record. The coding region runs from base 144 to 1958 and encodes 604 amino acids.
AUCACGAUAAAGAAUGAUUUAUUCACUGAUCUGUUUAUAAGAUUGUCGUGUCAUUCAAAAUAUAAUAGGUAGGUAUAUAAAUAUAAAGAACGAUAGCUUAACUCGCGUAGUGGUUUAGUCAACACGGUAGACGUUUGUCCACCAUGUUAAUAUCACGUGUAUCAUUUCUCUUGAUAUUACAACUAUCUUAUUCUGAAGCAACAUUAGAAAUUAAUCUUGAAAAUGAUUAUUCCAUGGCAAAAGAAUGUGUCAAACGAAUAAUUAAAGCGUAUUACGAUUAUGAAGUUUUGACAUUCAUUAAUUUCAAUGCAAGAAGCCAGGAAAUUUUACAAGCCAUCCAUGAAACAAAUUCGGUCUCAAUUAUAACCAGAGCACUGCACGAGAAAAGUCCACUUUACAACAGAGGAUACUUUAUUUACGUAUUAAACGCUGACGACUUCUUAUCACAUUUCUAUUACUUGAAGACGGAAGGAACUUGGAAGCCGGAUGCGCCGUUUAUGGUCGUCGUGGAGCACCUGCAGCCUGAUGAUCUGCUCCCCAUGUUCCGGGAAUUACUGUGGGUACAUGUCGCAAAAGUCGUCAUAAUUGACGCGCUCACCACUAAUGCGUACUCCUAUGACCCUUACAGCAACCAAGGCUGCGGAAAACGUUUCGAUAGUAUCAUAGAAUUGGGAAAGUGCUUCAUUGUCACCCCUCCUUUUGUCUUUUCAAAUGCAAGUAAAAGUAUUCUCCGAAACUGCACCUUACAGGUAGCAGCGACCAAUUGGCCUCCUUUUACAAUUGAUCGUACAAAAAACGACGUGAAAACUAUCGGAAUGGACGAAUAUAUUUUCUCUGUGUUUAGUGAGCUCGAACACAUUAAUGUAAACAUAACUUAUUUUGAGGAAUUGUCCGAUGUAGUUUCUAAUGUUUCGCAAGACAUGGUGGCCACUGGGCCGCUGGGGUGGCUGCAGGCGAACAAGUUCGACGUGGUGACGGGCUGUCAGAUCCUGCUGCCCAGCCGUGCCGAGGCAUUUGAGUACCUCUAUGGACAUCUAGCAUUUGACGACUAUUUUGCAGUAUUCGUACGUAAAUCUGGCUUGUUGGCUCAUUGGAAAGUACUUACACUGGUGUUCACGCCCAUAGUUUGGUUUCUUCUUUUGGUAACUUUCUUAAUUGUUGCUAUUCUAGUAAUUUUUGUAAGUAAAUCCAAAGACAAAGUUGUUAUGGUCUUCUGUUUAGUAGACAACUUGUUAAUGCACACGUGUAGAAUUCGGAAGACAAACAGGAUACUUUACAUAUUACUUUUCAGUUGGAUUUUAUUUUCUUGUUUAAUUCCAUACCAUUAUUUAUCUAUUUUGUACAGCCUGACCGCGAAACCAGUGAAUGAUUAUCAAAUUGGGACAAUAUCGGAUAUGUAUAAGUAUGAGUUGCGACCCUGUAUAAGCGAUGCGGUUCUAGUCAUGCAUCGAAUGAUUUUAGAUAACAACUCUGCAUAUUUCAACGAUUUGAUCGCUCAUCAAUUACCUCUGUGUGCCACAUUAAGCAGCAGCCUCGAAAAAGUGGCCAAAUCUGAUGACAUGUUCACUGUGGUACCGUAUUAUAUGUAUUAUUCCGUGAAGUACAAUUACUUCGAUAGUCAUGGGCGAGAUCUCCUUUACCCGUUUCACCAACGUUUAGGCAAGAUCAUCUACGGCACUUAUAUGUACAAAGGAUUUCCCCUUCGCGACAAAUUGUUUAUGCAAACAACGUGGAUGCACGCUGCUGGCCUUACUCUGAAAGUUUGGCAAGACUAUGUUUCUCAGCAGGCAAAGCUAUUUCAAAUAAAGGAACUGAAACAGCAAUAUAACCUGCGUGUGCUAGUCCCUUGGCAAAUAAUUGUGAUAGGCUCAUCUAUCAGUACUUUGUGCUUUUUGGGCGAAAUAGUAACAAAUUAUUUUAAAAGCAUCAGAACUUCAAACAUUGUUAAAAUUAGAUAAAAUUUUAUACAAUAGGUCAAUGUUUUCGCCUAAACGUUUCUCAAUACAUUUUAUCUAGAGGUACAUACUUCCGAUACCCGAAUGGUUCGAUUUGAAUAAUUUUGUUUUUGUUCGAAAAUUUCGAAAGCUAUGUCCAAGGUGGUCUCAUAUUAAUCUCGCGUGUAGUUCUGAUGAUCGGAUUCAUGUGGAAUUGAGGGAACUCAACUGUUAAAGACACAUACAGGUAUGGUAUUUGGGUAAUUUCUUAAAUUUUGAGAGAAUGUGUCUGCAACUCGAAAACCACCAAUUUCAUGAAAUGGUGAUGCUGAUGAAUCAUCAGAUUGUUUUCAUGAUAAUGAUGAUGAUUUUUUAAAAUUUAGUUUGUUCAAAACUGUACUUACCCAAUAAAUUGCUUUUACAUUACAGUUCGACAUAAAAUAGGAAAAAAUAAUUCUGGGCGCCACUUUCUUCGUAGGUAACUGUUAUAUUUUUGAUAUAAAAUGCUUAAACGUGGCAACAAUUUUGUUUGGAAAUUGUUUAGUUUCAUUGUAUUUUAUGUCGCCAUGUGGAGAUAUUUUGUAAGUUGCAGACGAUUGUCAGCGGUUGUUGCUAAUAAGCAUGUUGAAAUAAAAAUUCCUUUAUUAUUGACCAUUGAAUAAAGUGGAAGAGUA